UAAAAAACAACCACAUACGAUCUUCAUCGUCUUGGUUGCUUGGAAUUCAUCCAUGAUGGGUCUACAGCUCCCAUCUGUGAUCUUGUUGCUUCUUUGCAUUUGCAGCAAUGCAUCUCAUAACAUGCAGGAUGUUCUGAGCAGGGACAGCUUCCCAAAAGGAUUUGUGUUUGGCGCUGCAUCCUCUGCUUAUCAGUAUGAAGGUGCAGCUAGAGAAGAUGGAAGACAACCCAGCAUUUGGGAUGUUUACGCGCAUAUCCCUGGCAAGAUAGUGGAUAAAAGCACAGCAGAUGUUGCCAGCGAUCAGUACCAUCGCUACAAGGAAGACAUUUCCUUGCUUCAUAGCUUGAAUGCAGAUGCAUACAGGCUCUCCAUUGCUUGGUCUCGCAUGUUUCCUGAUGGCACUCAGCACGUCAAUCCAAAGGCAAUCGCGCACUACAACGACGUUAUCGAUGCACUCCUUACCAAAGGCUUGAAACCAUAUGUGACACUCUUCCACUGGGACGUUCCCUACGCGCUGGAAAAAUCUUAUGGAGGAUUCUUGAGCCCCCAAAUUGUGUAUGACUUUGGAGUUUACGCGGAGGCAUGUUUCAAAGCAUUUGGCGACCGAGUCAAGGACUGGAUCACACUCAACGAGCCCCACGCUUUCGCUUUCUAUGGCUAUGGUGUCGGUCUGCUUGCUCCCGGAAGAUGCUCCCCGGAGAUUGGAAACUGUACGGGCGGUGACUCGUCGACGGAGCCGUACGUUGUCACUCACCAUUUGCUCCUCGCCCAUGCAAAAGCAACAGAGAUCUACACCAAACGUUACAAGGCUAGCCAGAAAGGCACAAUUGGUAUCACACUCGAUUCAAAAUGGCUGGAACCCGUGUCUAACUCCAAGAAAGACAAAGCUGCAGCAGAAAGAGCCAUGGAAUUCGAACUUGGAUGUAUGCUGCAUCCUGUCACGUAUGGAGAGUACCCACCAGCAAUGACCUCCAAAGCAGGAAGCAGGCUGCCAAAGUUCACAGCCGAGCAGAAGAAAUGGCUGAAGGGCUCGUGUGAUUUCAUUGGCAUCAAUCACUACUUCAGCGUCUACGUAAAAGACAAGCCAAAUAACAUUCGUGUUAAAGGAGACCUCCUCAGCUCGCCCCAAACAAUCUACCAAAAUGCUUACUACAAAGAUGUUGACUAUGCAUUUCUAGAUAGAAAGAAUGGCAAGCUGAUAGGGAGGAACGUCAAUAGUUUCUUUGUUGUUCCUUUUGGGAUCAGGAAGCUGAUGAGCUACAUCAAGGAUAAUUACCGUAAUCCUGUUAUAUAUAUCACUGAAAAUGGGAUCAGUGAUAUUACAAAUAGUUCAAAUACUUUAGCACAGCAGCUGGAUGAUCAGACCAGGAUCGACUAUUUAAAAGCGUACUUAACAAACCUUGUAGGAGCAAUACGGGAUGGAUGCCGUGUCCAAGCAUACUUCGUGUGGAGUUUCCUUGACAAUUGGGAAUGGAUAUCGGGAUUUACUGUGCGCAUGGGAAUUAUUCACAUUCAGUAUGACAACAAUCUAAAGCGCAUUCCCAAAAAAUCAGCCCACUGGUAUGCUAAGUUCCUUAAUAAGAAGCACUAAUCACAAGGCUAUCACAAGUACCCACGCCAGUACCUCCAAAAACGUGUAUUAUUACUAAGAUCCAAAGCUUUCAUGGAGGAAAUAAAGGAGGUCUAGAGGGCA
Selaginella moellendorffii is the source of this 1693-nucleotide messenger RNA. Its product is annotated as beta-glucosidase 6. NCBI's taxonomy places the organism in Eukaryota, Viridiplantae, Streptophyta, Lycopodiopsida, Selaginellales, Selaginellaceae. The transcript has 12 exons. Gene Ontology annotation, molecular function: beta-glucosidase activity. Gene Ontology annotation, biological process: carbohydrate metabolic process. Bases 53 to 1591 code for a protein of 512 amino acids. The record is from RefSeq and is a predicted model, not a curated record.